AUGGACGAUAGAAAGGCUUUCAUAGUCGGUAUUAGCGGGGCUUCGUCCAGCGGUAAGACGACGCUUGCCCGGCUGCUGCGCGAUGUCUUCCCGAAUACGUUUGUCCUGCACGAGGAUGAUUUUUAUAGGCCUGAGACUGAACUCCCUUACAAAGAAGGCCUCCUGGAUUGGGACUGCGCCGAGGCCAUUAACAUCCCAGACAUGAAGCGCGCGCUGGAACAUAUCCGCGCUCAUGGCACUUUUCCCCCCUUCGUAGACUCCAAAGAAGACCAAAACUCCAUCGGCGCUUGUCCCGUCUCCGACGCCGCCAUAUCAGCCGCCAAAGUCAAAGUAUCCUCGUGGCUACAGCCCGGCCAACCCGGCCACGCCAUCCUGCACGCCUCCAACCUCCGCAUCUGCCUCCUAGACGGGUUCCUGCUGUACUCGCCGCAGCUCGAAUCCGGGCGCAUCCCCUUGCUCCUCGACGCCAAGCUCUUCCUGCUCGUGAGCAAAGCGCGCGCGACCCAGCGGCGCCAGCGGCGCGACGGGUACGUCACGCUCGAAGGGUUCUGGGCCGAUCCCCCGGGGUACGUGGAGAAGGUCGUGUGGCCGAACUACGCGGCGGCGCACGCGGGGUUGUUUGUGGACGGGGAUGUGGAGGGGCGGUUGGAUGGGGGGGUGUUGCGGGAGAAGGGGAUUUUGGCGCAGGUCGAUGCUGGGUUGGAUGUUGAUAUGGAGGUUACGUUUAAGUGGGCGGUGGAUAUUUUGAUGAGGGAGUUGGAGGGGGUGUUGGGGAAGAAGGAAGGGGAGGGAAAGGGAGAGGGAGAGAGGGAGAGGUGA
Daldinia vernicosa is the source of this 819-nucleotide messenger RNA. Its product is annotated as P-loop containing nucleoside triphosphate hydrolase protein. The transcript is spliced from 3 exons. Gene Ontology annotation, cellular component: cytoplasm. The coding region runs from base 1 to 819 and encodes 272 amino acids. NCBI's taxonomy places the organism in Eukaryota, Fungi, Ascomycota, Sordariomycetes, Xylariales, Hypoxylaceae. The record is from RefSeq and is a predicted model, not a curated record.